Molecule: messenger RNA, 1423 nt
Organism: Eubalaena glacialis (North Atlantic right whale)
Lineage: Eukaryota; Metazoa; Chordata; Mammalia; Artiodactyla; Balaenidae
Product: ornithine decarboxylase-like
Exons: 2
Cellular component (GO): cytoplasm
Molecular function (GO): ornithine decarboxylase activity
Source: RefSeq, a predicted model, not a curated record
UUCCCAUUUUGUUGUUUCAGAAAGAUAUCAAGAAACCAUGAACAACUUUAGUAAUGAAGAGUUUGACUGCCAUUUCUUGGAUGAAGGCUUUACUGCCAAGGACAUUCUGGACCAAAAAAUUAAUGAAGUUUCUUCUUUUGACAAUAAGGAUGCCUUCUAUGUUGCGGACCUGGGAGACAUUCUAAAGAAACAUCUGAGAUGGUUUAAAGCUCUUCCUAGGGUCACCCCCUUUUAUGUAGUCAAAUGCAAUGAUAGCAGAACCAUAGUGAAGACCCUAUCUGCCAUAGGGACAGGAUUUGACUAUGUCAGCAAGACUGAAAUCCAGUUGGUGCAGAGUCUCAGGGUGCCUCCAGAGAGGAUUAUCUAUGCAAAUCCUUGUAAACAAGUGUCUCAGAUUAAAUACGCUGCCAAUAAUGGACCCGAGAUGAUGACUUUUGAUAGUGAAGUUGAGUUGAUGAAAGUUGUCAGGGCACAUCCAAAGGCCAAGUUGGUUUUGCGGAUUGCCACUGAUGAUUCCAAAGCAGUCUGUCGCCUCAGUGUCAAAUUUGGUGCCACACUCAAAACCAGCAGGCUUCUUUUGGAAUGGGCGAAAGAGCUAGAUAUUGAUGUCAUUGGUGUCAGCUUCCACAUGGGAGGUGGUUGUACUGAUCUGGAGACCUUCGUGCAGGCCAUCUCUGAUGCCCACUGUGUCUUUGACAUGGGAGCUGAGGUUGGUUUCGACAUGUAUCUGCUUGAUAUUGGUGGUGGCUUUCCUGUAUCUGAGGAUGUAAAGCUUAAAUUUGAAGAGAUCACCAGUGUAAUCAACCCAGCAUUGGACAAGUAUUUUCCAUCAGACUCUGGAGUGAGAAUGAUAGCUGAGCCAGGCAGAUACUAUGUUGCAUCAGCUUUCAUGCUAGCAGUUAAUAUCAUUGCCAAAAAACUCGUAUUAAAGGAACAGACAGGCUCUGAUGAUGAAGAUGAGUCAAGUGAACAGACAUUUAUGUAUUAUGUGAAUGAUGGAGUAUAUGGAUCAUUCAACUGCAUCCUCUAUGAUAAUGCACACGUGAAGCCUCUUAUGCAGAAGAGACCCAAACCAGAUGAGAAGUAUUAUUCACCCAGCAUCUGGGGACAGACCUGUGAUGGCCUGGAUUGCAAGGUUGAGCACUGUAACUUUCCCAAGAUGCAUGUGGGCGAUUGGAUGCUCUUUGAAAACAUGGGUGCUUACACUGUCGCUGCUGCUUCCACUUUCAAUGGAUUCCAGAGGCCGACCAUCUACUAUGUGAUGUCAGGGCCAACAUGGUAACUGAUGCAGCAAAUCCAGAACCACGAUUUCCCACCCAGCAUAGAGGAGCAGGAUGUUGGCACCGUGCCUGUGUCCUGUGCUUGGGAGAGUGGAAUGAAAUGGCACCCAGCAGCCUGUGCUUCAGCUUGUAUUAAUGUGUAG